UGAAAGAGUGAUCACUCAUCAUUACACAUAUCAAAAUAAAAAUCAGUAACUAGGGUCAUGUAAUCAUGUACAAUGUUAUUGUAGUACUUUUUUAAUCACAAGUGACACAAUACUAUCUCAACUUUAUAACUUUUUUAUGGUCCAUUGAAGCUUAUUAAUUUCCUUUUCCCUCACAUUUGUAUCAAAUUCACUACCAAACCAAUCCUUUUUUCUUUCUGUCACUAUCAAAGUACAAACAUAUUCCACCCCUUUAACUUUAAUAUCUAAACAUCAAAAUCUCCUCUCCCAUGGAAGAAAACCAAAUCACUCAAAACCAACAACACCACCAUCUUCCCCCAGACAAACUCCAAAUGAACAACAAACCUAUUUCACCUUCUCCUUACAGCACAAGCUCUCCCAAACGUGCUUUUGCCACAUUCAUAACAAUCUUUCUCAUACUAAUAGGUAUCACACUACUUGUCCUCUGGCUUGUCUACCGUCCACACAAACCUCACUUCACGGUUGUCGGUGUCGCCGUCUACGGCCUCAACACAACCUCACCACCUCUCCUCUCCGCCACCUUGCAGUUCAACGUCCUCAUAAAGAAUCCAAACAAACGUGUCUCAGUUUACUAUGACAGAUUCUCAGCUUUUGUUUCCUACAGAAACCAAGCCAUAACGCCACAGGUUAUGCUCCCACCGUUAUUCCUAGAAAAACACAGUCAGGUUUCAUUGUCUCCCGUUCUCGGAGGGACCGCGGUUCCGGUGUCGGUAGAAAUAUCAAACGGUUUGAUGGUGGAUGAAGGUUAUGGAGUAGUUGGUCUGAAACUGGUGUUUCUUGGAAGAUUGAGAUGGAAAGCUGGUGCAAUAAGAACAGCACAUUAUGGUUUCUAUGGAAAGUGUGAUGUGUUGAUUGGUUUGAAGAAAGGUUUUGUGGGCCAGGUUCCAUUGCUUGCUACUCCACCUUGCUACAUCGACAUAUGAAAUUAAGCUAUGUUACUACUUUAUGUUGUUCUAUUUUCUUUUUGUUUUGAAUUCAGAUAUUAGCGUAUGUAAUGUAAGAGUUUGAGUUUUCUUUUUUGUAUGAAUGUUAUUCUUGGAGUGAUGAAUAUUGAAUAAUGUGUCUGAGAAUGGGUCCAUUAUGAAAAGAUGAUAAUGAAAUAGUAAGUUUUAUUAUGA
Lathyrus oleraceus (garden pea) is the source of this 1157-nucleotide messenger RNA. RefSeq names its product NDR1/HIN1-like protein 12. The coding region runs from base 288 to 962 and encodes 224 amino acids. The transcript has a single exon. Lineage: Eukaryota; Viridiplantae; Streptophyta; Magnoliopsida; Fabales; Fabaceae. Gene Ontology annotation, cellular component: plasma membrane; plasmodesma. The record is from RefSeq and is a predicted model, not a curated record. Gene Ontology annotation, biological process: defense response to other organism.